This is a messenger RNA of Labeo rohita (rohu), 1700 nucleotides long. RefSeq names its product tetraspanin 18b (gene tspan18b). Gene Ontology annotation, cellular component: membrane. NCBI's taxonomy places the organism in Eukaryota, Metazoa, Chordata, Actinopteri, Cypriniformes, Cyprinidae. The record is from RefSeq and is a predicted model, not a curated record.
GGGAUCCAUUAAUGCCGGCCUCUGGUGGCUUUGUAGUUUAGCUAAAUGCUGAUGUCAGAAGCACUCAAAGACUUCACUCACACAACUCAACGCGGGCUCAGAGCUAAUAAGAACAGACGGAAGAGAGAGCAGAGGCGCUACAUCUUUUGACCUGAAUCCUGAACUACAUCAAAGAACUCAUGGGGCUCGGGGAGGCUUCAGCGAGGGGGACGAGCAUGGAAGGAGACUGCCUCAGCUGCAUCAAGUACCUCAUGUUUGUCUUCAACUUCCUUAUCUUUCUGGGUGGCUCCUUCCUCCUUGGUGUUGGGGUGUGGGUUGUGGUGGACCCCACAGGUUUUAGGGAGAUAGUGGCCGCCAACCCCCUUCUCUUCACGGGCGUCUACAUCAUCCUGGCCAUGGGGGGCAUGCUUUUCCUGCUGGGCUUCCUGGGCUGCUGCGGAGCCAUACGAGAAAACAAGUGUUUGCUGCUUUUUUUCUUCAUGCUGAUCCUCAUUAUAUUCCUGGCAGAGCUGGCGGCAGCCAUUCUCGCCUUCAUCUUCCGGGAACAUUUGACCAGAGAAUACUUCACUAAGGAACUGAAGAAGCACUACCAAGGCUACAACAACACUGAUGUCUUCACAUCAACGUGGAACGCCAUUAUGACUACAUUUGACUGCUGUGGAGUGAACAGUCCAGAAGACUUUGAGGAAAGCAUCUUCAGGUUUAUAAACCCCGGUGAAGUGGUGCCUGAGGCCUGCUGUCGUAGGAACAGUCAUCUUGGAGAAGUAGGGUUCAGUAACAGGGACGAAUGCCUGUCCGGCAGCAUGCUGUACCGGAACAACAAGGGCUGCUAUUCAGCGGUUGUGGACUACUUUGAGAUGUACAUCUAUGUUGCUGGUGCCCUGGCUAUUGUUGUACUCACGAUUGAGCUUUUCGCAAUGGUGUUCGCCAUGUGUCUGUUCAGGGGCAUCCAAUAGAUCAAGUUCGCCGAAAGACUUUUUCAAAGAGGAAAACACCACAAAAGAAAAUUGAACCACUUGUCAAAGAAUGUUUUACUUCUCCAUUUUAUAUCUCUAAAGUUAUUAAGGAACAAAAAAACAAAAAAACAACAAAAAAAAAACCUUCAUUGACCUGUACUUCACAGCUGGACCUUUGAGGUACAAGGUAACAAAACGAAACAUUGACAAAAAAAGAACAUUCUUUGAAUACUGCGAAGAUUAAAUGGGCUUUUUGUCAGAAAGCCCAUGCAUAAUUUCGACCAGGUGUUAAAUAGACCAGAUAAAGCCUGAAACAUGGAUGAAGAAGGUGCUGCACUGAUUUUGGAUGAAGAAUAUUUAUACUGAGUAAUGCUGGCUUGUUUGUAUAGGCAUUUGUGCUUUUAGUAAACAAAAAAAUAAAAAAAUAAAACAAACCACUCUCCCGUCACCAACACAUCACCACAGUCCUUGAAUGCAAGCUUUCACAAGCACAUUAUAUUAGUGUUGUAUAGUCAUGUGAAUUGCCAUUUUUAUCUAUUCCUGUGCGGAUGUUGGAAAUGUGUGCGUGCGUGUGUGUGUGUGUGUGUAAGGUGAAUGUACCUCUUCCUUGCUUGAAGACCAGCAUUUUUUUUUCGUAUUGUGAUGUUUAUUCAAUAGUAAUUCUGUGUGAUUUUAGCUGAAAUUUGAUGUGUAUGCAUUUGUAUUGAAGAUUAAACUAACAUUAAAGGAAUCUCUGAUGAACCA